Saprolegnia parasitica CBS 223.65 is the source of this 1743-nucleotide messenger RNA. RefSeq lists its product as hypothetical. NCBI's taxonomy places the organism in Eukaryota, Oomycota, Saprolegniomycetes, Saprolegniales, Saprolegniaceae. The transcript has 9 exons. The record is from RefSeq and is a predicted model, not a curated record. The coding region runs from base 1 to 1743 and encodes 580 amino acids.
AUGGCAACGAUCGACGCCGUCUUCUUCCGGACCACGUGCGCCAAGCCCGACGUCUUCAACAGAGCCUACGUCCGGUGCCACCAGAACCAAGGCCUCAAGGUCAUCCGCUGCUUUCCGCAUUGCGACCCAAGCUGCUGCCAGCACACGUACUACCGGGGCUGCGGCACGUCCGUGAGCGUUCGCGUUCUCUCGCCGCUUGAGGCCACGACCACCGUGGCGUACGCGCGUUUCCAGACGGCGAGCGCACCGAUGUUUGCUGCCGGCGACACUGUCCAGCGCGCCGAGUUGGAGGCUGAUCUGCGGUCCCGGGCCAACCUCACGGGCACGUGGCUCAGAGGCGCGCUAGAAAUCAUGGAUGACAACCAGCUGUGCUUUCACUUUAACGAGAAACGCAGCGAAGGCUGGCACUACGACUGGCACGGCGGCUCGAGCACCAAGAAGCGCUCCGAGCUGCACCACUUGGUCGUGUACCUAUUCCGCACCGAUGAGGCAGGUGUGCUCGUCGUGUUGCGUCCAAACGAAGACCAAUGGGCCGCGCUGGCCGUGCGCGGGCGGGCACAGGCGGCGCCGCCGCCGUUCGCCUCGACGCCGCUGCCCGUGGAGCUCGUCGUACUCCCGCAGUCGUCGACGCAAGAGUCAGCACUGCGUCUUCUUCGGCUCUUUACCUUUUGCGAUGCGAUCACGAUCGACGUCCUCGCGGACGGAUGGGAGGUCACGGAAGCCACGAUCGUGAGCCAGUUGCACGAGCGUAUCCACGGGCACCUGCGCGGGCCGUCGCCGCCGAUCGUGCCGCUGCAGGGCGUCCGAGCACCACUGCACCCGCCGCCACCGGCGCUCGUCACCGUCGCCUUGCACGUGAUUGCGUGGUGGUUCCACCCGUCGACGCUAUCGUGGGUCGAGGCCUUCUGUGCCCGGCACCACGCGGCCGUCGUCGACAACGUCGCGCUCCACGAGGUCUACAACAAGGCCGUCGACACCCUCGCGGUCACAAUUGACUCACUCCUGAGCAACUUGGAUGAGAGCUUGGCGAGCUUGGCCGAGCAGCUGCCGCCGGCGCCGUCGACCUCGAGUCACGCUGUCGGCUACACGACGCUCGUCAAGGUCAUGCGCGAGUCGUACAUGGCGCAAGGGUUCCAGGCGCCGCAACUCACGUCGCACGGCUUCAACGGCGUUUGGGUCUGGCACGAGGCAACGCCCGACGUUCGGCGCUGGGCCCCAGCGGCACCGCCACGCCUCUUGGACGUGCACAAGGUGCUCUCGAUGGUGUACGGUCUCGGCCUCUGCGUCGACGACCGAGGCUUGCAUGUGCGAAGUCACGUGACCUUGUGGCCGGCUGUUUGGACGCGCUUCGAGCUCGACCAGCGCCCGCGCGUCUUCCAAGCCUUCCCGAAUGGCGAGUCGACCUUGCUCGACGAGACAAGCACGCUCCAUGGCGACUACGUCGCGUGGUCGUCCCGAACCGCCGCCAUCUCGGACGACGAUGAGCUGCAUCUGCAUCUGUACAGCUGGCCCGGCACCGCAUCGGCCUCUGCGUACUGCUACAUCAUCCGGCUCGACCUACGUCUGCACUCGCCCGAUCGCCUCGACGUCUGCGUGGUCGUCGAUGUCGUCCCGGCGCCGUCGAUCGACUUUUUCGGCUCGACGGCCGACGUGCGCAUCGAGUGCCUCGAGCGAAUGCCGCGUUCCCGAGUCUUGCUCCACGCCAACGUCGUCUACAUCCGCCACCGCGUCGACGACGCAUAA